CUUAUAUGCUGAGAAAAAAAUCAAACACAAGUAAAGAAAAGAAACUGUGCCAAAGCAAAAAUGAGACAUCUUCUUUACAUUUUCUUCCUCAUUCCCUUUCUCUGUUUUGCAGGAGCUGGUCAAGAAUCAACACCCAUUGAAGCUCUGAAUCUCCAUCAGAGAGUCCUUCAACUUCGUCAAACUGCUGAUCUUGAUCUAGCUGUUUCUGUGAGUGACAACAGAACCAUUACUGAGAUUUCUUCAAGCAUCAUUGAAGCUGAAACUUGGCUUAAAAACCAUGUUCUCUCUCGCUACCCUUCCACCAAAAUCACCACCAUUGUUAUCUCUCCCCCUGAUUCUUGCCAAACCACACAACACAAACCCAGCUUUGAUCUGCUUUUGUCAUCUUUGAAGAACCUAUACCAUUCUCUUACAAGAUGGGGUCUUGAGCAGAACAUCAAAGUCUCCUCUGGCUUCUCUUACCAAUGCUUUAACAAACCGGAAACCCUUAAAUAUCUUGAAAUGUUCAAGCCUAUUUUUGUCUUUAUCAAAUCCAUAAACUCCACUUUCACCAUAAACCCACCUCUAAAUUUCCUUUCUUCACCUGAUAAUCAUCUUGAUUUGCUUCGUUCCGUGGAAAAGUUCGGAUCUCUGAGAUUCAACAAGGUGAAUAUCUUAAACCCUGAACCAGAAGAAGCUACAACGACGACGACAAGAAGAAAUCUGAGAUCUUUAAUCGACUUUAGCAGAAAAAUCACAGUCAAUUUCCCAACACUACCCUCUCCAUCACCGGAAAGCUCACCGAUUCACUCCUCAAUCGGAUCUCCACUUAGAAACCCUAAACCCCCAGUUUCCUCCCCUCCCCAAUAUUCGCCGGAGAAAUCUCCAUCACCUCUUUCGAGUCCAGGGCUCUCACUUCCGCCGUGCAUUCGUACUCCGGCGCCGUCUCCGUCACCGGUGAAUAAGAAGGACGUGGAAGGGCUGUGGUGCGUGGCGAAACCGAGCGUAGCGGCGGAGACAUUGCAGCAAUCUUUGGAUUUUGCUUGCGGGCAAGGAGGAGCUAAUUGCGAUGAGAUCAAGCCACAAGGGAUAUGCUUCUACCCAGACACGGUCAUGGCUCACGCCUCUUAUGCUUUCAACAGUUACUGGCAGAAGACUAAGCGAAGCGGAGGCACUUGCUCUUUCGGUGGCACCGCCAUGCUUAUUGCAACUGACCCUAGUUAUCAGCAUUGCCGAUUUGAUCUGACUUGAGGUUUGUCGGACAAUGGAAGAUCUACAUGGAAGCUAGAAGAAGGAAUAUUUUCUCGUAAUUUAUUAGUUUUAAGAAUCUGUAGGUUUGUUGUUAAUUGGGGUCUCUUAUCAUUCGGUUAAUCAAAAUGGAUGG
Eutrema salsugineum is the source of this 1363-nucleotide messenger RNA. RefSeq names its product glucan endo-1,3-beta-glucosidase 12. The transcript has 3 exons. Lineage: Eukaryota; Viridiplantae; Streptophyta; Magnoliopsida; Brassicales; Brassicaceae. Gene Ontology annotation, biological process: carbohydrate metabolic process. Gene Ontology annotation, molecular function: hydrolase activity, hydrolyzing O-glycosyl compounds. The record is from RefSeq and is a predicted model, not a curated record. Bases 61 to 1230 code for a protein of 389 amino acids.